Messenger RNA from Plasmodium inui San Antonio 1, 918 nucleotides. Its product is annotated as polyubiquitin. The record is from RefSeq and is a predicted model, not a curated record. Gene Ontology annotation, cellular component: nucleus; cytoplasm. The transcript has 2 exons. Gene Ontology annotation, molecular function: ubiquitin protein ligase binding; protein tag activity. Gene Ontology annotation, biological process: modification-dependent protein catabolic process; protein ubiquitination. The coding region runs from base 1 to 918 and encodes 305 amino acids. Lineage: Eukaryota; Apicomplexa; Aconoidasida; Haemosporida; Plasmodiidae.
AUGCAGAUCUUUGUGAAAACUUUAACAGGAAAAACCAUCACCUUGGACGUCGAGUCAUCCGACACAAUUGAGAAUGUAAAAGCGAAAAUACAGGACAAAGAGGGAAUCCCCCCUGAUCAGCAGAGACUCAUUUUUGCCGGCAAACAAUUAGAAGACGGAAGAACGCUCUCGGAUUACAACAUCCAGAAGGAAUCCACCUUGCACUUGGUCCUGCGUUUACGAGGUGGUAUGCAAAUUUUUGUCAAGACGCUAACAGGAAAGACUAUCACUCUUGAUGUAGAAUCAUCCGACACGAUUGAAAAUGUCAAGGCGAAAAUUCAGGACAAAGAGGGAAUCCCUCCCGACCAGCAGAGACUCAUUUUUGCCGGCAAGCAAUUGGAAGACGGAAGAACGCUCUCGGAUUACAACAUCCAGAAAGAAUCCACUUUACACUUAGUGCUACGUCUUCGAGGUGGUAUGCAAAUUUUUGUGAAGACGCUAACGGGGAAGACCAUCACCCUGGACGUGGAAUCAUCCGACACGAUCGAGAAUGUGAAGGCGAAAAUACAGGACAAGGAAGGUAUUCCCCCUGAUCAGCAGAGACUCAUUUUUGCGGGAAAACAAUUAGAGGACGGACGAACUCUCGCCGAUUAUAACAUCCAGAAGGAAUCCACCUUACACUUGGUCCUGCGUUUACGAGGUGGUAUGCAAAUUUUUGUCAAGACACUAACAGGAAAGACUAUUACCCUUGACGUGGAGUCAUCCGAUACAAUCGAGAAUGUGAAGGCCAAAAUUCAGGACAAAGAGGGAAUUCCUCCCGACCAGCAGAGACUUAUAUUUGCCGGCAAACAACUGGAAGACGGAAGAACCCUGUCCGACUACAACAUCCAGAAGGAAUCUACUUUACACUUAGUACUACGUCUGAGAGGUGGUUUUUAA